Messenger RNA from Callorhinchus milii (elephant shark), 2606 nucleotides. It is a transcript of the gene nfe2l2a, whose product is annotated as nuclear factor, erythroid 2-like 2a. Gene Ontology annotation, biological process: cellular response to oxidative stress; regulation of transcription by RNA polymerase II. NCBI's taxonomy places the organism in Eukaryota, Metazoa, Chordata, Chondrichthyes, Chimaeriformes, Callorhinchidae. The record is from RefSeq and is a predicted model, not a curated record. The transcript has 5 exons. Bases 35 to 2017 code for a protein of 660 amino acids. Gene Ontology annotation, molecular function: RNA polymerase II cis-regulatory region sequence-specific DNA binding; DNA-binding transcription factor activity, RNA polymerase II-specific. Gene Ontology annotation, cellular component: nucleus.
GGCGUAGCGGAGCAGGACGGCGCGUGGAAGGAGCAUGCGCGCAGGGGGCGUCCGGCACAGACCGCGAUCCGAGCCGCUGAGAGGAACGGGGAGGGCGGCGCCGGGUGUGUUUUACGCUGAAAGUCAGCAGUCGGUCGUCAGUCGUGUCAGUCAGACAGCAACCGGGAACAACAUGACUGACAUCCAGCGGCUCCCGAUACAGCAGCAGAGUCAGCAGGACAGAGAUUUAAUUGACAUCUUGUGGAGGCAAGACAUAGACCUUGGUGUUGUUCGUGAGGAUUUCGAUUACAACUACAGACAAAAAGAAUAUGCACUAGAGAAACAGAAGAAACUUGAGAAGGAAAAGCAGGAACAGCUCCAGAAAGAGCAGGAGAAAGCUCUACUGGCACAACUGCAGUUAGAUGAAGAGACGGGUGAAUUUGUUGCCAUUCGGCCAGCAAAGAACAGUGAGCCUGCAAACACUGAAGGAUUGACGGAAUCUAUACAGAUACCAAGGACAGCAGAACAAGAUAAUGAGGCUCUGUCAUUUGAUGAAUGCAUGCAGCUUCUUGCAGAGGCAUUCCCAUUUGUAGAGGAUAUAGAGACUGUUCCACUUGAAGCUACAGUUCCUCUAGAACCUUCAGUUCCAAUUCCAGCUCAGACUAGCUCUCAGCAAAUGGCUCCUCAUGAGACCCAGCAAGCAGAAACUUCAGUCCUGCCAUCUGCAGCACCCGAGUCAAACUCUCUGGAGGACUUAGAGCAAACCUGGCAGGAGCUACUUUCAAUUCCAGAGCUUCAGUGGCUGCACAUGCAGAAUGAGCACUUCGGUGGUACUGCAGGUUUUUCUUCAAGGAGCAAAGCAUCCGAGAUACAAAGUGACGGUUACAUUGCCACAUUGCCAAGCGAUCAAAUGGUGACGGAAAGCAAUCACAGUUUCCUCUCUCUUUUUGACCGUCCCUAUCAAGAAAUAAUGCCACCCGAGAGUCAAGACAUGAUCCAGCUCAAAACAAAUGCCUCAGACAAUGCAAACUCUUCAUUCAGUAACAAUUUCAAUGGUCUGUUUUGCUCAACCUUUGUGAAUACCCAGAGAAACAGCAAUCUUUCCCCACUUACCACCAUGACCGAUUCCCUUACUGGGAUACUGGAUGAUCCUCUUCUUGAACAAAUUACCAUUUCUGACUUGGCAAUGAAUGAAAAUUUUGACUGUAAGCAACCACCAAAUUUUCCUGAGGUUCCGGAUUCAGACUCUGGCCUGGGUUCAAGCCCCAAUACAGCUUCUCCACACAAUUCAAUGGGAUCAUCUAUCUGUGGAGAUGCUCCUUAUAGUCAUGGUGAUUCUGACAUGGAUGACCUUGAAAGCAGUCCUGACAGUGUUAAACCAGAGUUUCCUGAGAUGUACCCAAUGCAGUAUCAGAAUGAAGACCAAUAUCAGACUCCCUCUCUUCAAGAUCUUACAAAACCCAGUCCUUGCCUGAAUCUUGACACCAGACAAACACCAAAGGAUGAGCUACCAGUAAGCCCCGGCCACAGGAAAGCCCCGUUCACCAAAGACAAGCAUUCAAAACGGGUGGAAGCCCGGCUCACCAGAGAUGAGCAGCGAGCUAAAGCACUGAAAGUUCCUUUCUCUGUCCGCAAGAUUAUCAACCUCCCUGUGGAUGAUUUCAAUGAGAUGGUAUCCAAGUACCAACUUAAUGAGCCUCAGCUUGCCCUAAUUCGUGACAUUCGCCGUCGUGGCAAGAAUAAGGUGGCAGCUCAGAAUUGUCGGAAGCGGAAACUGGAAAACCUUGUUGGUCUGGAACAAGAUCUGGAUAGUCUUGAAGAUGAAAAGGAAAAACUCCUUGAAGAAAAGGGAGAGCAUAACAAAAGCCUGCACAUAAUCAAGCAGCAGCUGAACAGUCUAUAUCGUGAAGUGUUUAGUAUGUUACGAGAUGGAGACGGCCACCCAUAUUCCCCCAGUGAAUACUCAUUGCAGCAUACAAGUGAUGGCAGUGUCUUUCUUGUCCCAAGGAGCAAGAAACUAGAGAUAAAGAGAGAAUAAAAUUCCAAUGGAUUUUUGUUGAACCCUAUUUUUUUAAACUGAAGUCAUGCGAACCCACAAGCUUAAAACUUUAGUAUGUUAGUGACUCCUACACAAAAGACAAUUAACUCACUAAAGAUUGCUUAUAAUAUAGAUGACCAAUCAAUUAGAAUGCAAAUGUAUUACACCAGACAAAAGCAACGCUAGGAGGGCACCGGUAAACAGCCUUACUGAUUAUUCUUUCCUUUCAAUGAUUUUUCUGUAUUGCUGAUUACACACUGCUUCUGUUAGUGUUUCUGUAGUUUUGUAAAUAUUGCACAUCAUAUUUAUAUAUGCAGUUUUCUAUCUUGUUUGCUACUGAAUGGAAGUCUUUCAUAGAUUUAUAAAAAAUGUAUUUUUAGUAAGCUAAUUUUCUUCUGUUGCAAGUUGUUUUGUAACUUUUUAUUACAUUUCAAGAUAAAAUGAGAAUUAGUCAAAUGAUUAUGAACUUCUGUUUCUUUGCUUUAUAUAGGGAAAAUAAUAAAAUAUAUAAAGUUCUCUAGAGCCUAGUGUUUGCUUCAAGUCAUUUGGGUGAUCAUUGCCCAUUUAUUAAAGUGUUGUUUCAUCAAUC